AUGGGGAAGUCAAAUUCCACCAUGCUGCAGGUGUUGGUCUCCAUCCAGGGCCUUGUGUUGAAUGAUAAACCCUACUUCAAUGAGCCAGCUAUCUUCAGCUCCAAAGAGAAGCAUUCCCUGGCAUAUAAUACCACUGCAUUUCUUCUAUCCUGCAAGACAAUGGUGUAUUCACUUCAGAACCCCCCAAAGAAUUUUGAGACCAUUAUUAUGCGCCAUUUCCAUGAGCGGGAGCAGGCCAUCCUGGAGGCAUGCGGUGCAUAUGCAUCUGGCAUGAUCGUUGGAUCAUCGGUCAAAGAUGGCCGGACAUACAUCCGCAACAAGUGCUUUGCACGUUUCAAGAAGUCCCUGGAUGCACAAACUGAACUUCUUAAGAAGGAGCUAGCCGCGAACAGGUUUCAUGCGCUAGAACUGAAGAGAGAUUCUACAGAUGAGAUUGUGUCUACUAGCUAG
Messenger RNA from Lolium rigidum, 450 nucleotides. Its product is annotated as putative ubiquitin-conjugating enzyme E2 38. Bases 1 to 450 code for a protein of 149 amino acids. The transcript has 2 exons. NCBI's taxonomy places the organism in Eukaryota, Viridiplantae, Streptophyta, Magnoliopsida, Poales, Poaceae. The record is from RefSeq and is a predicted model, not a curated record. Gene Ontology annotation, molecular function: ubiquitin conjugating enzyme activity.